AUGGCCUUUUUAAGCGGUGAUAACAAAGACAUAGCUCAGCCCAUGGAACUGUCUCUAUUUGCAUCUCCUACCAAUCAAGUAGCGGUAGAGAAAGUAUAUUUCACGGAAGCAAGACCAAUAUCCAGCAUAGGUGUAUCAGACACACCAAUCGAAAUUGUAGUUUCGGGUUCAGGUGCAGAAUAUAUAGAUUUGAAAAGAAGUAAAUUGUACGUAAAAGCACGAAUUUUAAAAGCCGACGGGACAGCUCUAGCUGAACAAGAAAAAACGGGUAUCGUAAACCUACCUCUGCAAAGUAUGUUUUCACAGAUGGACGUCUACUUAAACAACAAACUUGUGUCCUUCAAUACAAACAACUAUCCAUGGAAAGCUUAUCUCAAGACAAUUUUGUUCAGUGGGAAAGACGACUUGGAUUAUCAAAAGCAGUCAGAAUUGUUCUAUAAAGACGAAGGGACGAUGAACGACGCCAACGCUUACAACGGAGGUAACGCUGGACUAGUGCUACGAUACGGUUUUACUCAGCAAAGUAAAAUUUUUGAGCUGGAAGGAAACCUGAAGGAAGAUAUCUUUGAUAUAGACAAGUACUUGAUAAACGGAGUAGACAUUUACAUCAAACUAUUUAGAUCCAGCACCCCGUUUGUGAUCAUGUCUGCAGAAUCCUCAGCAGCUUACAAACUAGAACUGCUGGAUGUCGUGUACAAAGUUGCAAAGGUACGAGUAGAUCCUGGUGUUCUGCUGAACCACAGUAAACAAAUCGAAUCGACGCCUGUAAAGUAUACGAUAUCAAGGAACGAACUAAAAAUGAAUACCAUACCCAAAGGAUCGACAGAAUUUUACUGGGACAAUAUUUUCCCCCAGGCUGUACCCGACCGUAUUGUGGUAGCUCUGGUAGACCAGAAAGCUGUCAAUGGUGAUUAUUCGGCCAACCCAUUCAAUCUCGAACACAUGGGAGUAACAGAUGUCGGUAUAUACGUCAACGGAGAAGGCGUACCUGGUAGACCACUAAAAACGGACUUCUCAGCAGGACAGUAUGUGGCAGCUUACACUCGUUUGUUUGAAGCCUCGAAGAAAUGGAACACAGAUGCUGGAAUCGAUAUCUCUCGAGAAAAUUUCGGAUCGGGAUACUCCUUGUUUGUCUUUACCAUCGAUCCUUGCGGGUUUGGCGAAGAAUAUUUAAACCUCAUUCGUCGAGGAAAUACCAGACUGGAACUGAAAUUCAAAGAAGCUACAACUAAAGCUGCCAACGUCCUUGUAUUUGCUACGUUUUCCUCCCUGCUUGAGGUGGAUAAAUCACGUGACAUUAAUUACAUUCAACCAUGA
This is a messenger RNA of Saccostrea echinata, 1317 nucleotides long. RefSeq lists its product as uncharacterized. The transcript has a single exon. Gene Ontology annotation, molecular function: ribonucleoside-diphosphate reductase activity, thioredoxin disulfide as acceptor. The record is from RefSeq and is a predicted model, not a curated record. Gene Ontology annotation, biological process: deoxyribonucleotide biosynthetic process. Lineage: Eukaryota; Metazoa; Mollusca; Bivalvia; Ostreida; Ostreidae. The coding region runs from base 1 to 1317 and encodes 438 amino acids. Gene Ontology annotation, cellular component: cytosol.